UAACAGAGACCACAGAGGGCUCAACGGCACGGCAGAGUUACACCAAGCACCCAAAUACAACUCAUGCUACCAUACCAUUUUUGACACCAGCAACGUUACACUGGAUUGCAACUCUUAUCAUCCCCAGCGUUGGGGCGCCCACUUUGUCACUAACUCACAUCCCUGCCAAAGUCACUUAA
Molecule: messenger RNA, 179 nt
Organism: Pelobates cultripes (western spadefoot toad)
Lineage: Eukaryota; Metazoa; Chordata; Amphibia; Anura; Pelobatidae
Source: the annotation of a GenBank genome assembly